AUGAUGGGACGUGAAGAUGAAUUAACUUUUACACCGGACAUCUUAUCCAGAGUUGUUCCGGAAUUAAUCUUUCAAAGAAACCUUUCAAUUGGUACAAGAAUGAAUAACCGAAAAUUUGAAGAAUUUGCCAAAUAUCAAACAAAUACAUUUAGAGAUAUAAUAAAAGAUCCAGAGAUCCUAGGGAGUAGUAUAUUAGAAAUCCAAGAUACACCUAACAGCACUACAGUAUUUGUUACGAUUAAAGGUGGGGUUGUAGAAGAUACAGAACGACCAUUAUAUAAACAAUAUGAAGAUCGAAUUCCUGGGAUAUAUCCUGUAGUCGAAAUUGAGCGUGGUAGAGGGAAUUCUCCACCAAGUGAUGAAGAAAUGAUUGUUGGCCAAUUGUUAAAUGAUAUAUUACAACAUUGUGGAAUAAUAUCUUGUGAAUCAUUAAAGAUCAACAUUGAAAAUCGAAAUACUGUAGAAAAGGAUGAAAUUGAUUUUUUGGGAUUACAAACUGGAGGUAAAAGAUGGAAAUUUGUACUUUAUAUUAAAAUCAAUGUUUUUAAUAGAGAUGGGCCUAUUUUCCAUGCUUGUUGGAAUGCUAUAAUGACUGCAUUAAGGGAUACCAGAUUACCACAAGUGUAUAUCAAUGAAGAAAAUUUAAAUGAAGUUGCAUAUAAUUUAAGAUUAUUGAAGAAUAAAAAUAGAAGAAAUCGAUUUCAAUCUAAUGAAAAAGUAAAUAAAAUUUUAUGCUUCAAUCAAUUACAAACUUAUCCAUUAAGAUUGAAUGAAAACAAUAUAUGUUAUGGCUGUAAUUUUGGUAUAACUCGAUUACAACCUGAAUAUAGUUUAAUAGAAGAUGAGGGAGAAGAAGAAAAAAGGGAAACAAGUGAACUUGUAUUGAUAAGUGAUAUAAGUAGAGAAGGUGAAGAGGCAUCUUUAAGUAAUCAACUUAAUAUUCUCGUCACACCGAAUGGGAAUAUAAAAUAUUUAAGUUUAUCGGUAGGUGAUAAUAAAGAUAAGGGUAAUGUCAGUAUAGAAUUACUUAAAAAAUCUAUUCGAUUAGCCAUUGAAAGAUCUAGAGAACUUCAAGCGUUGAAUAAGAAAGAUUGA
Henningerozyma blattae CBS 6284 is the source of this 1095-nucleotide messenger RNA. RefSeq lists its product as uncharacterized. NCBI's taxonomy places the organism in Eukaryota, Fungi, Ascomycota, Saccharomycetes, Saccharomycetales, Saccharomycetaceae. The transcript has a single exon. The record is from RefSeq and is a predicted model, not a curated record. Gene Ontology annotation, cellular component: nuclear exosome (RNase complex); cytoplasmic exosome (RNase complex). Bases 1 to 1095 code for a protein of 364 amino acids. Gene Ontology annotation, biological process: TRAMP-dependent tRNA surveillance pathway; U4 snRNA 3'-end processing; nuclear polyadenylation-dependent mRNA catabolic process.